CGACAUUCAAUUUGACUCGACCACAACGACUUUGCGACAACUCAACCACAAUCCGACAGUCGACCUCAAGAUGGUGAAAUUUCUCAAGGUCGGCCGUGUGGCCAUCAUCACUCGGGGACGAUAUGCCGGCAAAAAGGUCGUCAUCAUCCAACCAGUCGAUUCCGGCACCAAGGCACACCCAUUCUCAUAUGCCCUCGUGGCAGGCAUCGAGCGCUACCCCUCGAAAGUGACCCGGCGAAUGGGCAAGAAGCGAGUCGAGAAGCGAUCAAAGGUCAAGCCAUUCAUCAAGCUCGUCAACUACAACCACAUCAUGCCCACCCGAUACACUCUGGAGUUGGAAGGACUGAAGAACGUCAUCUCAAACGACACAUUCAAGGAAGUCUCACAGCGAGAAGACGCCAAGAAGAACGUCAAGAAGGCUUUGGAGGAGAGAUACCUGAGUGGCAAGAACAGAUGGUUCUUCACCCCUCUGAGAUUUUAGAUGGUAUUGUGUUGGGAAAAGUUGUCUUUGCUCGGCAUAUUUAAAGCGAAUCGAGGGCGAGGUGUGUCAGACUUGCGUCCGCCCAUUGAAGUCUGCAGAAACAUCGCAGGAAUAUUUCGACGGUGGCUCUUGUUUGACGGGACGGUCGAUACAUGGCAUUACUUUACAAAGAAUCUAUGUGGAGCCUGACGCAUUUGUCAAGGCUUGGACAACACACGAGUGACCAGUGGAGCGGAGAGCGAUUGAAGACUACCUCGCAUCAAGGUGACCACAACAAUAAAGAAUCAUGAAGACCGAUGUGGAAAACAUUUUUGACGUGCAGUUUGCGGCCAUAAUCGGCGGUGUGUAUUGCAUUACUCGUCUGGGAUAUCUCGUUAUGAU
This is a messenger RNA of Exophiala mesophila, 862 nucleotides long. RefSeq lists its product as uncharacterized. NCBI's taxonomy places the organism in Eukaryota, Fungi, Ascomycota, Eurotiomycetes, Chaetothyriales, Herpotrichiellaceae. The record is from RefSeq and is a predicted model, not a curated record. Gene Ontology annotation, biological process: translation. The transcript has 3 exons. Gene Ontology annotation, cellular component: ribosome; cytosolic large ribosomal subunit. Bases 71 to 481 code for a protein of 136 amino acids. Gene Ontology annotation, molecular function: structural constituent of ribosome.